GUUCGGUGAUCCGGUUGGCGCCCGUCCUGACGUCAUUUUUAUGCGUCGGGUUGGCCAUCAUGGCGACCUCCUCUGCGAUAAAGGGAAUUAUAUACAGCAGAAUCCGUGCUGACGCAGAAGACCAGGCAGAUGUGAAGCUUCCAGAAGGCAAACAGUCUGCAAAGUUUGUCGCAUCCUUUCUCCGAUCCAGUUUACCGCAAUUAAGCCCUGAGGAAGUUAAGAAAUAUUUGUAUAAAAAUGUUACUGUUGUUGGUGUUACAACAAAGUUCAAGAAAAAGAAGAGGAAAGCAAAGUGUUUGUCUGCUAAAGAAAGGCGGGAAUUGAGGCUAUUUGAGCUCAAACCAGAACAACAAAGGUAUGAAUUGUUUCUCCCUCUGCAUGAGCUAUGGAAACAGUACAUUCGAGAUCUAUGUAAUGGCUUGAAACCUCAAACGUCAACGAAUAUGAUCCAGACAAAGCUGAUGAAGGCAGACUUUCAUGGGGCCAUUGUGACAGUGGUCAAGUCCAAAUGCCCCUCUUUUGUAGGGAUUACUGGAAUUAUCCUGCAGGAAAUGAAACAUAUAUUCAAGAUUAUCACUGUGGAAAAUAAGCUUAAAGUAAUUCCAAAGCAAAAUAACAUUUUCAGUGUGGAAAUCGAUGGAUUUGUCUCCUAUAUCUACGGCAAUAUGUUUCAACUGAGAUCAAGUGAACGCUCUGUGAAGAAGUUUAAAGGAAAAGGAAGCAUAGACCUUUAAGUCAAAGGAAGAAUCACUGGUGCACUUUAUCGACUGCAGCAUUGACCUCUUGAUUCAGCAUUGCAAGGAACAGUGGAACCCUGUAUGUUUGGCUCAACCAGCAUCAACAUGAUGCAAUUCAGAUGUUUAAAACCUUGUAUAACAAUCUGUCAGAUCAUUGCUUUUAAAUACUGGGCAAUGAAAGGAUUUUCCAGAACGUUAGAUAUGUGUGUUCUCAUUUGUAAUCCUUAUAAACUAUGAAUGAAUACACAUAAUUUUCUUUUAAAUCUGGUAAUUUUAUCACAACAUUCAACAGCAAAAUUUAUUAGUUCAAUGGGUAAUUUGCGUUUAGGUAUUUGUGGCAAAUAUAUUUGUCACGGUGCACUUCACAAUGAAGAAGAAAUGUAUCUUGGACCAAUAAAGCAAUCAUUAAGAGUGUGACCAUAAACUUGGUUAGAGUUAUGUGUUUUAAAGAGGAGGUUUUUAACAUGGAAAUUGAAAUAGCUGUAGAAUAUGGAUGCACUUGAGGAUGGCAAGUUUGAAGACAGGGAAUCUGUGUGUUCAGAGAGGGAUAUGACCCAGAGGAUAAAGUAUAAGGAGGAAUUUAAACAGUUUAAAAUUGACAGAAUGAUCUAUGAAGAGAUUGAACAUCAGGGUAGGUAAAAUGAUAGACAGUGGAACUGGUUCAGGUUAGAAUGUGGAAAAAAACAGUUUUUGAUAGAUUACAGUAAUAGAAUAGAGACUGCAAGAGGAACAGUAGAGCAAAUUUGAAAGUGACACCUGUAGCUGGUUAUCUCAGCAUCUGAUGGGGAAUGUUACAGAGAUAAGGUCUUUGUGAUGGAGAUGAUAGAAAAUCUGGUUUACUGUGUCAAGGAGAAUAUUGAGACCGAGAAUGGUGGAGUUCAGCCAUAAAUGUGACUUGAAAUCCUACUUAAUGGAAAGAAACUCAAUGUUUGUCACUGUUGCUGAAUACAUUGUGACUUAUGAUUCAUUUUAAUGAUGCAAUACUCAGGGGAAGUAAUUUUACCAAAAAACAAAUUAAUUUGACAUUUUUCUGCAAUAGAUACAUCAUUAGAAAAAGAGUGUUACAAUAAUGAAAAGUCCUGCUUUCACAGUCUUGCAACAGAUUGACUAUUUGAUGAAAACAUUCACUACCUCAGAGCAAGGGGAAGUUUCUGAGCUAGUUCAUUUGCCAUAAUUGCACAAGGAUUAUAAUUGUACAAGUCUGAGAGAAGUAGACAGUCAAAUUGAGCACUAAAAUCAUAGUAGUUUAUAAAGAAAGACUUUAAAAAGAAUUGAAGAUAACUUACUAUUGAAAUUACAUGAAAUGCUGCUGAGUGAAAAUGCAUAUUUCACAGUAAGGACAUUCUAAUGUUUGAUAAUUGAUCAUAUUGCAGCAGAGUGAAAGUAUGAAGCAGAAGCAGGUUUAUUAUCACUGUCUUGUAUGACAUGGAAUUUGUUGUUUUGCAGCAACAGUACAGUGGAAAUAUUUUUUUAAAAGUAUUAUAAAUUACAAAAUAAAUAUUGUCAAAAAAAAAAGGAAUAACCCAGCAGAUUUCUUGGACUGUUCUGAGAUCUGAUGACAAAAUUCCCCAUUACCUAGAAGCAGUUCAUAUAUUUAUGGUCUGUUAAGCACUUGGAUUUUCCCCUGGAUUUCACAAGUGAAAUCCAAAUGAACUAGAGUACUGAAUAAAAAUGUCUUCAAAUUGUCAUCAUUUGACAUUCCAGAAAAUGAAUCUAAAAGUUGGAUAAUUUCAUCAUUUAAGGUUGCUCAUGUGGAAUAUAAUGUAUUUAAAAACUGCCAGCUGAUUUUAAGAAAACUUAACCCAUUGCCUGGUAAUUUUUAAAUACCUCUAAUUGGGUACUGAAAACAUGUUUUUGGCAAAUAUAAAUAAUAUGUAUUUAGGAGCACUGAAUAAAGAAGAGGAUUUUUUUAAGAAUGGAAAUUGCAUUGCCUGGGAGGCCUAAGAUGCACUUGUGGGAAAUAGACAGAAUACUGAGGGGCGGUGGUGUGAAGCAGAUCCCCAACCUUGCCAAUUACUAACAGGUCUGCCAACUAAUACAAGUUGCUUCUAUCUCAGCAAAAGAUCAUGGAAUUGUAAGGUGCUGGUUGUCUCUUUUCCACACGCUGAUUCGAAUUCUGAGGAGAAAGGAACAUAAUGAAAGCUGACAAGAUCCUUAAGUCCCUUGUUCAGACUUCUGCUUCACAUGAAUGGUAGUGUGAGCAAAGCAGGUAGAGUUAAUGUUAGAGCAUUUCUGUCCUAGCUAUGCUCAAUCUAUAUAAAUAUUUGGCUGAAGGGUCAAAACAUCACAUUUCCAAGUUUGCUGAGAUAAUAAACAAAGGGGAUAGAAUAUAAUAUGCAAAAAUAUGAGAUGAUCCAUUUAGGUAAACGGGUAGAGCAUUGAAUAGUAUGAAGCUAGGUCAUGUUCAUGUUCAAAGGGACUUUGGUGAUCAAUUCACUGAUGACCAACAUACAAGUACAGCAACAAUUUGGACAAACUUUAUGUUAUCCAUUAUAAAGAGCAUAUGAAUACAAGAACUAAAAAGGGCUUAUUGUAAUUGCAAAGGCUUUGCUGAAACCUCACAUGGAGUAUUGGGUAUAAUUUUGGCAUGGAUUCACUGGAAUAGUUCUAGGGAUGGCAAGGGUCUCAUAUAAGGAGAGAUUGAAUGGACUGUGACUAUCCAGAGUUUAGAGAAAUCAGAAGGGGAGCGAGCCAUAUUAAUUUCUUGAAAACCAUGUCAGGCUAAAUUCAGGGAGAGUAUUUGCUGCAACUGACCGUUGUGCAGAGUUGACAAUAAGAUGCAAGCCAAUGAGGACUGAGAUGAAGCAGUUCUGCACUCGGGAGAAGGUAAGUCCAGAGGGAUGUGAGUACAUUCUAAUCAGAAAUCAAUCGAAGGAUCAGAUGGCUAAGUUUGUAUUCUUACCACUCCAGUACCAGCCCCUCCCCCACCCAUUCUUUUAUGGAUAUUUGCUGAAGUUAUUAGAGGUAAUUACAAUGCUUGUGGUCACAGAACCUAGGAUUAGAGGUUGACAUUUGACAAAGAUGACGUAACAGUUACUUUGUGGGAAUCAAAUGCUUUGCUUCCUUAUAUAAUUAGGGUUGGGAGUGCUGUUGAGUGCUGGCAAAUGAGUGCUUGACAGCUAUUCCAAGCAUGCAUUCUCACUAGGGUUACCAGCAUUGCGUGAAAAUUGUGAUCCUUUUAAAAAUUUACACACUCCCCUUUCAAAUUUUUUAUAGCAACGCGUAAAAAAUGCUGGAGGAAUUCCACAGGCCAGGCAGCAUUAAUGGAAAAAGAGUACAGUUGACGUUUCUGGCCAAUGUCCCUCAAGACUGGGGAAAAGAUGAGGAGUCAGAGUAAGAAGGUGGGGUAGGGGAGGAAGAACCACAAGGUGAUAGGUGAAGCUGGGUGAGGGGGAUGCGAAGUAAAGAGCUGGGAAGUUGGUGAAAGAGAUGCUGGGCUGGAGAAGGGGGAAUCUGAUAGGAGCAGACAAGGCCAUGGAAGCAAGAAAAGGGGGAGGAACACCAGAGGGAGGUGAUAGACCAGUAAUGAGAUAAGGUGAGAGGGAGAAACGGGAAUGGGGAAUGGUGAAGGAGGAGGGGGAAUGGGCAUUACUGAAAGUUUGAGAAAUUUAUGUUCAUGCCAUCAGGUUGGAGGCUACCCAGACAGAAUAUAAAGUGUUGCUCCUCCACCCUGAGUGUGGCCUCAUCAACAGUAGAGGAGGCCAUGGAUUGAUGUAUGAAAAGAAUUAAAAUAGUUGGCCACUGGGAAAUCUCACUUUUCCUGGCAGACAAAGCAUAAGUGCUUGGCAAAAUGGUCUUCCAAUCUAGAUUUUCUAGAGUCAUUUUGAGGUAUAGCACAGAAAUAGGUUCUUCAGCUCACAGAGCCCAUGCUGAUCAUUAUCUGCCCAUUUACAGUGGUCCUACAUAAAUCCAAUCUUCACGUUCUCCUCAGCUCUCCCAGAUUAUACCAUUUCCUUGACACAAAGGACAAUAUACAGUGGCCAAUUAACCUACAUACCUACACAUUUAUGACGUUAGAUGAAUCUGGAGUGCCUAGAGGAAACCCAUGUAGUCCCUUGGAAAAUGUGUGAACUCCGUGCAGACGGAACCCAAGGAUCUUUGGCACUGUGAGGCAGUAACUCUACCAACUGCACCACUGUGUCACCCUGAACUGCUCAGCGUUUGCCUCUGAAACAACCUCAACUAAUGCAUGUUCACUGCCUAUUUUUCCUGAUGGCAUUCCAUUUGUCUUCCAACAGCCUUUUUAUGGAUUGACGUAAAGGAAGUUUAUUUCCAGCCUUAACAUUAAAGUUUCUAUACAACAUAUGCAUAAUCUGGCCAAAUCUAUAGUUUACAGUAAUCAUUCUGGAUUUAAUGUUUUUGUAAUGACUUGUACUAGUCAAUUUUUUGAUUAGAAUUAAAGUGGUUAUUUCUUCUUCCUGUAU
Messenger RNA from Hypanus sabinus (Atlantic stingray), 5161 nucleotides. RefSeq names its product POP4 homolog, ribonuclease P/MRP subunit (gene pop4). Bases 60 to 734 code for a protein of 224 amino acids. Gene Ontology annotation, molecular function: ribonuclease P RNA binding. Gene Ontology annotation, cellular component: ribonuclease MRP complex; ribonuclease P complex. The transcript is spliced from 7 exons. The record is from RefSeq and is a predicted model, not a curated record. Gene Ontology annotation, biological process: tRNA 5'-leader removal; rRNA processing. NCBI's taxonomy places the organism in Eukaryota, Metazoa, Chordata, Chondrichthyes, Myliobatiformes, Dasyatidae.